Molecule: messenger RNA, 2118 nt
Organism: Athalia rosae (coleseed sawfly)
Lineage: Eukaryota; Metazoa; Arthropoda; Insecta; Hymenoptera; Athaliidae
Product: probable nitrile hydratase
Exons: 1
Coding region: 465-1025 (186 amino acids)
Cellular component (GO): cytoplasm
Source: RefSeq, a predicted model, not a curated record
AGUUGUGUUGUUGGUUGUUGUUGUGUUUUCGCAGCUCCGGUUGGUGCCGGGUUCGCUGUUGCAUCCCCAUUUUGUACCGUUUUACCUACCUGCGACUAUAUUCUGUAUACCUGGAGUAAAGUUUUGCUGAAAAAAAGAUUAAAAACUCCGUUGGACUGCUGGUAGUCGAGUCAUCAUUGGUCAGUGAGAAGAGGAAGAAGCGCGGUGAGACGAGAGGAAUAGUUUUCGUCAGCCGGUGAGUCACGCGUUGUUCAGUAACAUUCAAUAGAACGCGUUCUCGCCGAACUCUCAGGAGAAACCGAGGCAAGUGGUGAUAAAAAUUUGAAGUGGGGAAACCGUCGUAGUUUUUCCGAAAUUUCGUUCAACCGAACAAAAGGAGGAGGCUGCAGUGAAGAGAGGUCGUACAACGGCGGCAGGACCGCUCGCCUAAUCGAAGUGUGUUAAAAUUAUUUGAAAUUAACAUCAUGCCGAGUGCGUCUGAGGAGACUACUUAUUUGAAUCUGAUCGAAGUCAUGCCUCGACGGGAAACUACAACGCAGGAGUUUCUCACGAGAGACGUCGACCUGCUCGUUUCACAGAUAAAGGAGAACCUCAGGCUUUCAGGAUUCAAGGCCAAGUCUAGUUUUACCCAAAAAAGCCGACCCUCGCCCUACAGAAUACCAUCGAGAUCUUGGGCAGACCCGGCGGCGACAUGCGAAGUUUGUGGUGUAAGAAAUGACGCAACCGAGGAAGAACGGCAUCACCAUCAACACCAUUUCCACCACCAUCACCACCACCACCACCACCACCACCAUCACCACCAUCUCAACCAUCAUCAAAAGAGGACAAAUACCAACGUCGACGAUCCCUACGAACUCCUUCAGGUACUCCUUCGAGAAGGUGGUCUGAUAAAGGAAGCUGUAAAACGACUGCAAGCGAAUCUCGAGGAACUGGAAAACGUCGGGGAUUCGGCUUACGAAAGAAAGCCCUACUUCUAUGAUUCAGAAGAUGAGCCUAGGCCGGUAAUACCGUCGAUAGAACUAUGAAGUGAUGAAAACGACGGACAAAGGAACCGUCUUAAGUUCAAAUAGAGAUCCAUAAGUAUAUGGAAGAGUAAAAAGAAGUGGGGACUAUCACGCUGUAUUGCGACAAACGGACAAAGUAGUUCGCUUCUUGGAUGAACGGAGGUAACGAUAGUGUAGCAAUCCACUACAAGUUUAGCGUAAAUAGGAAACAAAUUGAAAAUGAACGAAAAAAAUACACACACAUCUAGAUCAUGGCAUAAACAUCGUGUAAAUCGAUGAGUAAAUUAGAAUGUGGUAGUCCCCUGGUUUGCCAGGUCGCUCAUAUUUUAGCUCGAGCGGAGUACAGAGAUAAACGUAAUUGGGCAGGAACUCGCCUUACACGGUUGUGUGUUUGUAAAUAUGGUGUGUUGUUAUUUGAAGCAGCUAGUCUUUUGCGCUUCGUGAACGUUCGGCGAAGAUCGUUGCCGUUGCAGGCAGUAUCGACUGUUACUAUAUAGUACACUUGAAUGUGUAUAUAAUAUACCAUUACACACAAGAGGCUACGUGGAAGACUCAUGGCCGACAUGUAUGUAUGUGUGUCUUCUCGCAGUACGCCGCGUGUGUAGAAGGGAGCAAGUCGCGGGGGUACAUUGAAAUAAAUUGUAUAUUCGUAUACCUGUGUUACAGACACACACACACACACACGCGUACAAACUAGUAGUAAAGCCAAAGCUGGGCCAGGCCACAGGCUACUGCGGCGACACUUAUGUACACGACGACGACGCUCGCCUUUCGCUGCUCAACAGUCGCGACACCAUUCAACGAAUUUCAUGACUCACUACUAUUAUUGUUAUUACUCUACCCAGGCGAGUUCGCAAAAUGCUGCAGCUUUCUAUCGUGGUAAAUAAAUAUUACAAAGUUUCGCAUCGGGUCACGUCAUGAUUAUGUUGUGUAUGGAUUCGUUGCGUUUUACUAGAUUCCUCAACACUAUUGAAACCGUUGUUAUUGCCGUUGUUGUUAUUGAUUAACUUUUUUUAUUUUGCCAACAUUAGUUUUUCAACAUCGUACCCAAACAGUAACGAUAAUCGACCGUUUAAAUCUUCAAAUCUUUAUUUCCAGUCGCGCGUAAUAAUCA